UUACUCCCUAUCAAUCAGGCAAUCUGGGCUUCACGCUGUAAAUGCUCCAGGCGUGCGCAUAGUAAGGCGGCUCCCCGAGGGGAGAAGGGUGGCCAGGGUCCGCUUUUUUCCCCCCUAUUUCGGUGUUAGGGGGAGAAAAAAAAUACCAUGGCGGUUUUUUCGGCAGCGGAUUUCAGUCCUGAAGAAGGACCCGAGCAGAUCGAGCGAGGCCCAGCUUUCCUUUUUUUCUACAAUGAUCUUCACUGGUAGUGCGAAUCGCGCGAGCCUGUAGGGAGGGAUAUACUCCGCAGUCCCUACAUUUGAUUGAUAGGCAAUGGGCAGGUUUUUAUUUCCGGAAAAAGAAACAGAUCCAAACAGCCGGGACUCUUGUUUACAUAGUGGGCGAAAACGUUUUAACUCAUGCGGAUCAAAUCACUUUUAUUUCGAUAAAUUUUUUUUAUCAUCAUUAUUCAUUUUAAUCAGCCCGAAAUUGUUUAAAGUAGCACCCUAAAUAAACCCUAAAUGGUUUCAUUAUUAAACAUAAUACAAAAGUAAACUAUUGGUUAACCGUUUUUUAAAAUUAUUUAUUUAUUUAUUUUGAAAACGCGAAAGCCGCAUACUUGUGUUCUACACAGUGCGCUAGAGUAGUGCGCUCCUGGGGAGGGCAGGUUUUGUCCUGAUCCGUACUGUUUAGUACAGAAGUGCGCACUGGACAGGAACAUGUUUAGAGGAAAGAAACAUGGCGGCUCUGGUGUUAGAGAAGAAAGGGAAAUAGGGCUGCAUAACGGAUGCAUAGCGUCGUAUCGUUUCGCUUACGAUUCAACACGCUGACGAAUCGAUAUUUGAUUUAUAUUGUCAAGUUUUUAGAAGUAAUUUUUUAUAAAUGAUCAAGUAUUAUUUUCUCAAUGACUGCGCUACUGCAGUACUGGCACACGAAGGCAGUUUCCUAGUGGAACCAGUCAUCUGCUCUAAUUGCGCAAUUAUCAAAUAAAACAACACACCAGACCAUUAUUAUAUCUUCCACACUUUGCUUUGAGAGUUCAGUGACCCUUCAUGAACCCAUCUUAGGUUUCCUCCAAGCACGCCGUGUUCUACAUUUAGAAACACUUCCAGGGACUCGUGUCACAGGUUUUAGAUGUGAACUGGGCUGCCAUCAGUGUUUAUCAUAAUGCUCCUGCCUUGGCAGCAGCAACAGUAACUAUGAUGACGUCACCAUCGUCGGUGUCCAUGGAGGAGUUUCAGGAGGCUCAACAGAUGCAGGAGGAGGAGCACUCAGUAGGAGAAACAGAUGAAAGGUUGGACGAGCAAGAGGAGAGAGAGGAGGAGGAGGAGGAGGAGGAGGAGGAGGAGGCGGCUUGAUGCCAGCUGACCCCCAGACACCCAUGGAGGCCCAAAAAGCCGGCAUUUACAGGCAUCCCCUGUUCCCCCUGCUGGCACUUUUGUUUGAGAAGUGUGAGCAGUCCACUCAGCGCUCCGAGUGUGUGACGUCGGCCAGCUUCGACAUGGACAUCCAGAACUUUGUGCGGAGUCAGGAUAAAGAGAGCAAGUCUUUCUUCAGUGAGGACCCUGAGCUCGACAGCCUGAUGGUGAAGGCAAUUCAGGUGUUGCGUAUCCACCUGCUGGAGCUGGAGAAAGUGAGCGACCUGUGUAAAGACUUCUGCAGUCGCUAUAUCGCCUGUCUGAAGACUAAAAUGAACAGCGAGACUCUACUGAGCAGCACUGAUCCGGCUAGUCCAUAUUCACCUACACAAGCUCAGACGCCUAGCUCUUUCUCUGGGGCUGUGAGUCCGCAGGGGAUCGUAGUACCAACAUCUGCUUUACAACAGGGCAGCCUCACUGUGACGGCUGUAAACCCUACACAAGUAAUGUCAGGUGGCACAGUCUAUCAGCCUGUAACUGUUGUGACUCCACAAGGCCAGGUGGUUACCCAGGCCCUCUCACCUGGCACAAUACGCAUUCAGAACUCACAGCUCCAGCUGCAGCUGAAUCAGGAUCUCAGCUUCCUGAGUCAAGACGAAAACUCGUCUAAGACCAAGCGGGGCAUUCUGCCCAAGCACGCCACCAGCGUCAUGCGUUCUUGGCUCUUCCAGCACAUCGGGCACCCAUAUCCUACAGAAGAAGAGAAGAAGCAGAUUGCGCUCCAAACUAAUCUCACCUUGCUACAAGUUAACAACUGGUUUAUAAAUGCACGAAGGCGGAUCCUGCAGCCCAUGUUGGACGCCAGUUCCUCAGAGGCUCCUAAGAACAAGAAGAAAACACCACAGACUCGUCCACUUCAGCGUUUCUGGCCAGACUCACUUGCUUCCACGGUCUCCCAGCAACAGGUUACCAUGGAAGAUGGUACCAUGGUAUCAGUCAGCAUGGUUACAGGAGAGGACGGGUUGCAGACAUUGUCGUCAGACGGAGCGACCCUGGCCAUGCAGCAGGUGAUGAUGGGAGGCCACAGCGAGGAUGACGAAGACGACGAUGAAGAAGACGAAGAGGACAAUCUAUCCCACUCUGACAUGACCAGGCUAGGUCUGGAAACCAGCGAUUCACUGUAGGAAUGAGAAAUUAGAUUCACACACACGCUCGCACGCACGCACUCUGCCAGGGAUGCCGAGAGACACAUUAAAGGAUAUUGUUAAAGAGCUAAAAAAAAAAAAUGAAGGAAAAAAAACAUAAAAUAAAAAGGAAUGAAAGAAGGAGAGACAUUUUCUCACUGUGCAGUCUAAUGCAUGGUUACGUACUGUAUGUCACAUAUGGACAAUCAGGUUGUCAAACAUCCUGAUGCUUAAUCAUUUGGAAGGCUCAAAGCCAUAAACGCCAAAAAAAAAAGUCAUGUACACACACACACACACACUCUCUCACAUACAGACACACAAAUGAUAAGCACAAUCAUAUAACGUCUGGGGUUUCUUGCACAGUGAGAAUAUGCAUCAGUUUCAUUUCAAAAUCUUUUUUUUUGUUUUGUUUAUUUGUUUGUCUGUUCAGCAGCACAAAAGGAAACCUCAUGCACUUUUUUUUAGUAUGUUACUGUAAACAGCCAUGUUGAAAACAGCCAAAAGAAAAGAGAAGAGAAGAAAAGAGAAUGCAUAGGUCAAUGCUGGAUGAUUUGUCUUUCCUUGUCCUCGUCCCCUUGGAUGAGUGUCUCUUGCAUGCCUGUGUUUGCAUUGUUUUCAGGCACCAGAGAAGUUAAAAACUAUUUUUAUAUUUACACUGCUGAUAAAUUGGUGCCCCUUUGCUUUG
Molecule: messenger RNA, 3207 nt
Organism: Silurus meridionalis
Lineage: Eukaryota; Metazoa; Chordata; Actinopteri; Siluriformes; Siluridae
Gene: pknox1.2
Product: pbx/knotted 1 homeobox 1.2
Exons: 11
Coding region: 1338-2522 (394 amino acids)
Biological process (GO): angiogenesis; regulation of transcription by RNA polymerase II
Molecular function (GO): RNA polymerase II cis-regulatory region sequence-specific DNA binding; DNA-binding transcription factor activity, RNA polymerase II-specific
Source: RefSeq, a predicted model, not a curated record